Heterocephalus glaber (naked mole-rat) is the source of this 4766-nucleotide messenger RNA. RefSeq names its product mitogen-activated protein kinase 9 (gene Mapk9). Gene Ontology annotation, biological process: protein phosphorylation. NCBI's taxonomy places the organism in Eukaryota, Metazoa, Chordata, Mammalia, Rodentia, Bathyergidae. Gene Ontology annotation, molecular function: MAP kinase activity; ATP binding. The record is from RefSeq and is a predicted model, not a curated record.
GAGUGAGGAGCGGGCCGGAAGGGUCGGAGCGCCCAGAGCCCCCCAGGCCCACUGCGGCGGCGGAGCCGGGAGCGGCAGCGCGCGGCGCCGCCAGUCCGCCCGCCGCCCUCUUCUCCCCGGCGCGGCGGCGGGGAGGCGAGGAGUCUUGUCAGCAGUGCCAGCUCCUUGGGAUUUUGUAUGACACUACAUCAUGAGUGACAGCAAAUGUGAUAGUCAGUUUUACAGUGUGCAAGUGGCAGACUCAACUUUCACUGUCCUGAAACGGUACCAGCAGUUGAAACCAAUUGGCUCUGGAGCCCAAGGGAUUGUUUGUGCUGCUUUUGAUACAGUUCUUGGGAUUAAUGUUGCAGUCAAGAAACUAAGCCGUCCUUUUCAAAAUCAAACUCACGCAAAGAGAGCUUAUCGUGAACUUGUCCUCUUAAAAUGUGUCAAUCAUAAAAAUAUCAUUAGUUUGUUAAAUGUGUUCACACCACAAAAAACUCUAGAAGAAUUUCAAGAUGUGUAUUUGGUUAUGGAAUUAAUGGAUGCUAACUUAUGUCAGGUUAUUCAUAUGGAAUUGGACCAUGAAAGAAUGUCCUACCUUCUUUACCAGAUGCUUUGUGGUAUUAAACAUCUGCAUUCAGCUGGUAUAAUUCAUAGAGAUUUGAAGCCUAGCAACAUUGUAGUAAAAUCAGAUUGUACCCUUAAGAUCCUUGACUUUGGUCUGGCCCGGACGGCAUGUACCAACUUUAUGAUGACCCCCUAUGUGGUAACUCGGUAUUACCGGGCGCCCGAAGUCAUCCUGGGCAUGGGCUACAAAGAGAACGUUGAUAUCUGGUCAGUGGGUUGCAUCAUGGGCGAGCUGGUGAAAGGUUGUGUGAUAUUCCAAGGCACUGACCAUAUUGAUCAGUGGAAUAAAGUUAUUGAGCAACUGGGAACACCAUCAGCAGAGUUCAUGAAGAAACUUCAGCCAACUGUGAGAAAUUAUGUAGAAAAUCGACCAAAGUAUCCUGGAAUCAAAUUUGAAGAACUCUUUCCAGAUUGGAUAUUCCCAUCAGAAUCCGAUCGAGACAAAAUAAAAACGAGUCAAGCCAGAGAUCUGUUAUCAAAAAUGUUAGUGAUCGAUCCCGACAAGCGGAUCUCUGUGGACGAAGCCUUGCGUCACCCCUACAUUACUGUGUGGUAUGACCCUGCUGAAGCAGAAGCGCCACCACCUCAGAUUUACGAUGCCCAGUUGGAAGAAAGAGAACAUGCAAUUGAAGAGUGGAAAGAACUAAUUUACAAAGAAGUAAUGGACUGGGAAGAAAGAAGCAAGAAUGGCGUUGUAAAAGAUCAACCUUCAGCACAGAUGCAGCAGUAAGUAGCAACGCCACUCCUUCUCAGUCGUCCUCUAUCAAUGACAUUUCAUCCAUGUCCACUGAGCAGACACUGGCCUCAGACACAGACAGCAGUCUUGAUGCCUCCACAGGACCCCUCGAAGGUUGUCGAUGAUAAGUUGGAAAGAGCAGAGCUGUUAUCAGCAAAGGAACUCUCACUUUCACGAUCCUGAAAUGUGUGAAAGUCGAUGGAACCAAAUAGAAAAGCCCGGUGUUCUGCAUGUAAGAAACACGAUGCCUUGCCCCUACUCAGUUCCAAUAGGAUUGCCUGCUUAGAUUAUAAGAUGAAGCAGAUUAUGUCUGAAGAAAAAAAACCGAAGCCACACUUUAGAGAUUUUGUUCAAGAUCAUUUCAGGUGAGCAAUUAGAAUAGAUGAAGUUCUCACAAGUUGUAUGGUAACAGUGGUGGCAGUUUCCCAUCAUGCGUAACUGUUGGGUCUUUCAUGCAUGCGACCUCAAAUGCUUGCUUGGACUUGCCCACCUAGCACUUUGGAAAUCCGUGUUUAUAAACCAAAUAAUCUUCCAGUUAGUGUUGCUUCUAGAAUGAUCUCUUUAUCCUCUGAGUCAAUUUUUUGUCUGUCAAGAAAAAAUGGAUUUAUGUGUAUUAAUUGGCCACCAUCAUAUUAUAUAUCUUACCCUCUUUAAGAGAUGGUAUGAUUUAUUCUAUCUUUUGUAUUUCAGAAGGAAUAUAAUUAAAUCUAUUUAAUAAAUAAAAAUACAGCUUUUCUUAAAUUUGUGAUGUUUUGAACUGAGAAUUAUCACUGCUAAAACCAAGACAUUUAUGCGGGCACUGUUUCCUCUAAAUAGUCUGGGACGACUGUACAUCAGCUUUACUGCAUGAUAACAUUUUCAGUUCUGUUUUAUGCUGCUUGAGAGGUGUGCACCUUUGAAUUCCUGUCUACCUUACGUCUUUUUUCUUGGUCUUCUGGACUCCUGAUUAAUUUAAAAUGCUAUCUAGAACUUCACCUUCUUCAUCAGAUGCACAACACACCAUCUCAGUAAUAUGCUGGCAAAUAGAUUUCUGAAUUUUUGGCCUACUGUUAGAGUAGAGCUUCAUAAAAUGGUGUCUCAAGAUCAUUGCAGUCCUUUACCAAAGUGCUUCCUGUGCCAGAGCCCAGCCUGUCCUUUUCACUCCCGUCAUUCAAGGUGAAAUACAAGGUGAUUUCACAAAGCAUCAUUUUCCUUUGCCAACGUCACAUUGUGGCUCAGUUUUUUCUUCGCUGAAAGAAGCUGGGUCAGUCCCCCUUCAUCUGCUUUAGAAGCCGGGCCGACUCAGAAUGCCAUUUGCUGCUGUUGUUUUCCAUCUUAAAGAGACAUUUCUUUUUCUGAAGGAAAAGCCAGGAAUGUUCUGGGAAAACUCUUCAGAGGAAUAUGGGGAAAUACCGUAGAAAGUAGUGAUUCACUGUUGAAUAUUUUCUGAUUUAAAACUGCUCACCUGAAUUGAUACUUUCAGACUUCCUGAUAUGUAAAUGAUUAAAAAUUCUUUAAGAUACUGAGUAUUGCGUGUUACUGCAGAAAUGGAAUUAUGAUUAUCACAUUUUGUCUGUCUGUGCUCAGAAUGUUGAGCUUACUUUGUUACCAAUUCGUAUCUUGUGUUUAAUUGCUUUGGAAGCUAUUUGGUCAGCAUUCUGUAGAAUGUCUUGAAGAGGAGCUUUGAUAAGGAAGUUUAUUAUAAUAAGUACAUGAUCUGCAGUAUAUGAUUCCCAUGUACCAGCUGUAUCUUAAUGGUUGGUCUUACCACUGGAAACUGGAGCCCUGGAUGAACAAAAUUCAUCUUGAAAUAAGAAAGAGUUUUAUAUUGUGUAAUUUAGACACUUUCAAGUACAAAAUGGAAAUGCUAACUUGGAUGGAGGCAGAAGAAACACUUGUUACAUAGUUUUGGAUUACUCAAAUCAGGAGGCCUGCUUUUACAGUUAAGAACGUUUUCACUAUACAUACAUAAACUUCUUACAAUGGCCUUCUCUCUAAUACAUGUUCUUUUAAAAGACUUCACUAAAUCUAUCUUUAAAAAGAAAAAAAAGCAAAGAAAAGAGAGAGUUUAAACUGCAUUGUCUGCCCUACGCGGGGUAGAGGCAUGCUGAUGCUGAGGCUGGGCAGGUCCCACUUGCCAGGCGACAUCUGUGAGCGGAGCAGGAGCCCCAGCAGAGUGGCUUUCUGCGCACCUGCUCCUCUGCACAUCCGGCAGACCUUUGUCACAGAUGAAGCCCGUGCUUGUGUGGACAGGGGCUCCUGCCAGGACCCUCUCCCAUCAGGCAGAGGCACUGCAGCCAGGACAGGCACAGAGCUCUGUAGAAAUACCUCACCCCAAUUUGAGGGCCCGCCCUCCCGAGCCAAGACUAGCCAGGGUCCUGGUGCAACAUAGCGGUUCAAGCUGAUCUCUGUGGAUAAAUGCUGAUGUUGGAUAAAGAACUGAAAAAUGUGCUCAACUUUUUCAUCUUUUCUAUUUUAUUUUUGUAAUUUAUAUUGUACACAACCCUGGAAGUAACUAUUUUGGACUUGUAUUUUUAUAAACCAGGUAAUUUCUGAUUAUCCUGGAAUUUGGGCUGGGUUUGUUUCUUUUGUUGGCUUAGUUUUUAGUCGAAGGGAAGUGACUGCCUCCGCUGUGUCUGGGUCUCAGUUUCUCGUGCAGGUUCCCAAGGGCAGGCAGAACCCCGUCAGGGGAGGAGAGCAGCCAAGAAACACUGGCUGUACAGCGUCCAAUGGCUUUGGGCCUAAAGAUGGAGCCAGGCCUUAUCUUUGGAACAUGAAACUCAGACCCUGAAAGGAGAAAGCCCUCUGCAGGGGCCCUUGCUGACACCCAGGGGCCAUUUCUGAAAGACUGAGUAGGACAGUGGUUUAACGGACUGAAUGCUGUGUACAUCCUGACAACAAUGUAUGAGUUCACCGGUUGAUUUCUGAUGUAACUCCUCUGGUAUUUCACGCGGAUAGUAAAUACAGGUGUGACCUUUCAGAGUGCAUAUCUCAACAGUAACAUUGCCUAAUGUUUUAUAAUAAAAUAUAUUGUGUGUGUUUUGAUUGGUGAAAAAUAAUACAGACUACAUUUUAAAAGAGAAAUGUAUAUAGCUUGUCCAAAUUUGUGUGUUUUUAAGUGUUGUUUGAAUGUAUCUGUCUACAUCGCUUUCUCUGAUUAGUCUUAACAGGAAGAUGGGUAGAUGUUGGAGUGUCAUGAUUUCAGUCAAAAUUCGCAAGCACUUUCAAAUUGAAAGACAAGAAUAUUUCUCUGUUACUUCUCUUACUGAAAAUACUCUGUACAUUUCUGAAUCUUAAGUUUGCAAGCAAAGGUGGUAAGUUUUGAGUUUGAAGCCAUGCAAGUCUAAAAGGGAAUACUUAUUGAUGUCAUUGUUUUCAAGGUGUAACCGGGAGAAUCUGCCAAUCUGUCCUUACUUACAUUACUUAAAAUCACUGACAGUGA